This is a messenger RNA of Grus americana (Whooping crane), 3580 nucleotides long. RefSeq lists its product as uncharacterized. Gene Ontology annotation, cellular component: mitochondrion. NCBI's taxonomy places the organism in Eukaryota, Metazoa, Chordata, Aves, Gruiformes, Gruidae. The record is from RefSeq and is a predicted model, not a curated record. The transcript has 2 exons. Gene Ontology annotation, biological process: regulation of autophagy. The coding region runs from base 567 to 1559 and encodes 330 amino acids.
CGAUCAUGAUGCUGCAAGCACCCCCCGCUCUCCUGGGCAAACCUGGCGAAGUGGCAUGAAUUUGCUGGUGAAAUAAGGCAGACAAGGAGCAAAAGCAGCUCAAAAAUCUAAGGAUUCACCGUUCAGCAACGAAAUAUGAUGGUACUACGGCUCCUCUUUUCACGCCCUCCCAACUCAGAGCACAAGCAGCCCCUCCUGCAGCACGACCACGGCACCGCGCUCGCAUUGCACACGGGGAAAUAUAAUCAGGCAGUGGAGCAGCAGGGAUUUGUCACGGACUGUCCCGUUGGGGACAGGAUGGCCCUGCCUCCCUGGUGCCCAUUUGCUGCCCCGAUGCCACACGACGUUUGUCAGACGCGGGCUCUCAGGCAGGGCAGGCAGCCAGGAGGCUAUAUUUAGCAACAGCAAGAAAACAGGCAGCCGAAUCAGCUGACUGGAGGCAGGGAGCCUGAUGCACGGGUUAGUUUUAGACAGCACAUAUUCUGUACUGAAAACAAGGAGGGAGAGACGCGGGAGCCAGGGAGCUGAAAGCCGCCCAUCGCUCCGCACCAGGCAGCGGUGCAGCCAUGGCACCCCGGAUAAGACUGAGUCUUUCAAAGCCUCUCCCAACCAUAUGCGAAACCCACGAGGAAGCGAUGGAAGAUUCAACCAGCAACUCGAAGCGCACUGGAAGCACUGCAGCCAGCCCAGACUCGUACUCCAGCGAUGAUUACAUUCAAUCCAUCUGUCACCUCGCCAGCCCCACCUUCCCGGGCCUUCCUGAAAGCAGCCGUAAGGUUCAGGACAGAAAGACCCUGAAGACCCCUGAAGACGUGUCAUGGCCCCCGUCCCUUGUGGGGGCACAGCAGGAAACAUCAAAAUGUAAAUUGACCCAUUUCAUCUCAAACGUGGUGCCGUUGGGAAAAGCCACGCCUGCAGACGCUGACUUCUGGUCCAGAGAGGACCCCCUGGCACAGAUUUACACCCACACAGGAAAGCUCUGCUCCUCCAAGGCCUCUUCAUAUGGCAAAAGCUCCAGCACUGGUUACUCACACCGCAACUCUUCCCUCCCAAACGGUGAACUUCAUUCCCCAACCACAAAAGAAAAAGCCACAGGGAAACCAAAUCUGCCGCGAGUAUUCAGUUUUCCAAGGCUUCCUUCCCCAAGACCGGUGCAGAAAGAAGCGGUCUGCUCAGAGCCGAAGGAUGUCAGAAGAGAUGAGGGAGCAGUUUUAGGGAGUAACCACAGUCAGAAAGAAAACAGCCCCGUGUUUGUUACUGGUGAAGAGCUAUUGCCAUGCUCAGCCAGAGGGAAGCUGCUGGGAAACCCGGAAUUCUGCUGCUCUGUGAGAAGGCAGAGUUGUUUGCUCAAUACAGUGUGCACCGAUGAAAAAAAAGGGAGAGAAACUUCUCACUGUGACAAAAAUGUAAGGGGUGAUGUCGCCACUAAGCAGAGAUACUCCGAGUGUUUCCAGGUACCUAAAAAAGCCAUGAUCCAUAACUGGAUUUCGGAGCACAGAUGCAUCUGGAAAGAAGCAAAGGUAAAAGCUUGUUUGCUCCCAGCCAUUGCUGAAGUGUGAAGAAGUAGCUGCUUAGAAUAAUUUUAUUCACAAGAAAUAACCACCCUGUGCUCUAGAAGCUCUCCCUGGAGUCCUUACACAGAAAAACAUGGCUUGAAUGUGCAUGCAAGUCAGGCAGACCUUUGUGAUCCAUCAUAUCCCUCAUCAGUGGGCAACGGGACAAUUCAGUCUCAUCCACUAAGGAAACAGCAACUAAUUCUCAUUUUGGAAAGGCAACAGUUCAUAAAGCAUCUCCCCCCUCAAUUGCCUCAGACUGCCUCGAUCACGGAGAAAAACUGGAGACAAUACCAACCCCAUCUGUUCUGGAGGAGGAGAGAUCUGCCGGAACACCAAAUUACUGGUGUUUUCCAGCAAAUGCCAAACAGCCAGAUGUUGCUCCCACCCAGGUACAGUUAUUCUGAAAGGACCAUUUUGACCGAUGCUUGGACAGUACUAAAUGUGCUCUCUCUCACGUAUACACUUAACAGGAAACCCAUUAUCGAUCACUGCAUCAGCACCAGAAUACCACAGGAUAAGUCACCUGUUAGUGCAGUACCAUAAAGAUAUAUUUUUUAAAAAUUAUAAGAAGUCUUUUAUGAGGAUUUGCUAGAGGGCAACAUGGAGAAUAUUAGAACUCCUCCAGGUGGGGAUUUUCCUCUUGCUUACCCUGGCACAACUCUGUUACCUUCACUCCUUGAUUUACCCUUGGCAGGAGGAGCCCAGGGCGGGCAUCACCAUGCCAGUGCUGCGGCUGUGCUGGAGCUGUGACAACCUGCGAUGCCAGCUGGAAAACACCAGGUAUCACAGCGGGCCCUGCACUGUCACACCCGCACCAGCCAGGCCGCACACCACAGGCACCCACAGGGUUUGCUGCCCCGGUGCAGGAGCCCCACGAGCUCCCACACAGCUCUGCGGGCUCAGCGGCACGACAAGAGCAGCAGCUUUGGCUGAGGGACAGCCUGGGGAUGCUGGGCUGGCGUUCACGGGACCUGAAUGUAAAAUAAGAAUUUCUGGGUUUCCUUUCAUAUCUGUGCUUCUGUGUUCUCACCUACCUGACCCCGCUAACAAUGCUGAGCUUCCUGCGCCUGGUGCUGUGAGACUGAAACAUGAAAAAACCGCAGCAUAAGAGCAUAGUAUGACAUUCAGCACAUAACGUACGUAAAACAACCCUGUUGGUGUUAGUGCUGCAUGGGGUGUCUGUAGGAAGAGAAGCGUUCCUGCCUCGCUGUGAGAUCCCGGCGUGGUGUGGUGAGCAUGCACCCAGGUCAUCCCUCGCUGCUGCACGGAGACAUCUCCGGCCAGUGAACCUGUCUCUCAUCAGCGCCUCCUCCUGCAGUCAGAGCAAUCCCACGUGCCUGCAUUUGGUACAGCACUCUCCGUAGCCAGCCGAGAGAAGUAGGUGAGAAAACUGCAAAGCAGUACUAGCAUAAUUAUUAUUACUACUAGGAAUAAAUCUUUUGGUGGCACAGAGGAGAGCAGAGGGACCAAGCUGUUUGUUCAACUGCAGCUAAGAUGGGAAAUACCUUUGGAAAUCUGCAAUUAUAAAAACGCUCACAAGCGAUGUCUAAACCACCUUUGAACAGAUUAAAUCAGAAGGCAACUUCUGCUUAGCACCAACAUAAGUGUAAAUACGCUCGAGGAUCAAAAGGUGAGCAUAUUUGAGCUUCUCAUUCUCACAUGUCUUACCUCAAAUAUUUUUUCUCCUGUUGAAACUCAUUAGCACUAUGGAGCUGAACUGCUUCUCAUCUUCAUUUUUGAACUAACCGCACAGCGAGAACAAAAGUGAAGGCGGCUCCAGCAUUUAUUAGAGCUGAUGGAGAGAGUUGAGUCAAAGAAGGUGCCAGCCCCCUCCGCCUCCUCCGCAUCUUUCCCUUCCUUCUCAGGUUAACGCUGGGAUUUAAGUGAUGCUUGUCCUCAUUGCCCUGCUGACAUUUUAAUUUCUCUCCAUGUGAAUAUUUAUGACACUAAUACCUAGCAAGUCUUGUGCCAAUUGCAUGUAUCACUGCUUUUGACAGAGAAAACAAAUAAAACCGUUACAUCGA